This is a messenger RNA of Suricata suricatta (meerkat), 892 nucleotides long. RefSeq names its product GABA type A receptor-associated protein (gene GABARAP). Gene Ontology annotation, biological process: autophagy of mitochondrion; macroautophagy; cellular response to nitrogen starvation. Gene Ontology annotation, molecular function: GABA receptor binding; ubiquitin protein ligase binding. The transcript is spliced from 4 exons. Gene Ontology annotation, cellular component: autophagosome membrane; autophagosome; cytosol. The coding region runs from base 115 to 468 and encodes 117 amino acids. NCBI's taxonomy places the organism in Eukaryota, Metazoa, Chordata, Mammalia, Carnivora, Herpestidae. The record is from RefSeq and is a predicted model, not a curated record.
UCCAGGAUCGCUCCGCUGAAUCCGCCCGCGCGUCGCCGCCGCCGCCGCCGCCCCCCGUCCCGGCCCCCCCCGGGUUCCCUUAGCCCAGCCCGGUCCAGCCCGGUUCCCGGGAGGAUGAAGUUCGUGUAUAAAGAGGAGCAUCCGUUCGAGAAGCGCCGCUCUGAGGGCGAGAAGAUCCGAAAGAAAUACCCGGACCGGGUUCCGGUGAUUGUAGAAAAGGCUCCCAAAGCUCGGAUAGGAGACCUGGACAAAAAGAAAUAUCUGGUGCCUUCUGAUCUCACAGUUGGCCAGUUCUACUUCUUGAUUCGGAAGCGAAUUCAUCUCCGAGCUGAGGAUGCCUUGUUUUUCUUUGUCAACAAUGUCAUUCCGCCCACCAGUGCCACAAUGGGUCAGCUAUACCAGGAACAUCACGAAGAAGACUUUUUUCUAUACAUCGCCUACAGUGAUGAGAGUGUCUACGGCCUGUGAAACUGCUGCCCCCGAGGUGGGGGGGUCCCGUUCUACAAAGAGAGAGGUGGCCCCCCUUCCUUGACCCAGCUCUCUUCCAGGCCACCACCACCUCCCUUCUUCAGGACCUGCACUUCCUAAUGUUCGAGGCUCCUCUCCAGCCCUGCUUCGUAGGAGGGUUCAUGGGGAGGUGGCUUCUCGGAUCUCUCCUUUGUCCCCUUUCUCUCACCACCUUCCCCACUCCGCUUUAGACAUCUCAAUUGUCUCUCUGUCACAUCCAGUGAUUGCUUUGGUUUCUGUUCCCUUUCUAACUGCCCAAGGGGGUUCAGAACCCCGAUAUUCCCUUCCUUUCAACUACCUUCUUUUUUGGGGGUAGAUGGAAGGGACCGAAAUUGUGGGGGGAAGGUAGGAAGCACAUCAAUAAAGAGGAAACCACCAAGCCGAA